Messenger RNA from Lottia gigantea (owl limpet), 1005 nucleotides. RefSeq lists its product as hypothetical. The record is from RefSeq and is a predicted model, not a curated record. The annotation marks the transcript as partial. Gene Ontology annotation, molecular function: molecular adaptor activity. Gene Ontology annotation, cellular component: cytoplasm; nucleus. The transcript is spliced from 11 exons. NCBI's taxonomy places the organism in Eukaryota, Metazoa, Mollusca, Gastropoda, Lottiidae.
GGGGCAGCAUUUGGAUUUAGUACUAUAGCAGCUCAGGCUGGUGAACAGUUAGCACCCUUUCUACCACAAAUGGUACCAAAACUUUAUAGAUACCAGUUUGAUCCCAACCCUAAAAUACAGCAAGCUAUGAGUAGUAUCUGGAAUGCUCUUGUUAAAGAUAACAAGAAAACGGUGAGGGAAAUCACUUGUUUAGCUGUCAAUGAUUUAUUACGUGGUAGAAAUAUUGAUGAUAUUAUUGAGCAACUACCAGAAUUGUGGCAGACAUUAUUACGGGUCAGAGAUGAUAUUAAGGAAUCUGUACGAACUGCUGCCCAUACAGCCUGUAAAACUCUUAGUAGAGUGUCUGUUAAAAUAUGUGAUAUUAAUAAUGGUAAAGUAGGAGAAAGAGCUAUACAGUCAGUAUUACCCUGUUUAUUAACUAAUACUUUAAAUAGUACAGUGAAAGAAGUUAGACAAAUUGGAUUAUCAACUAUAUUAGAUAUCAGUAAAAACUCUGGUAAAUUAUUAAAGCCACAUAUACCAGUGGAAGCUAUAUCAAAUGAAAUGUUAAACAAUCAGCCAGCAAUACAUCAGAUAACUGACUGUGUUUUGAAAGAAUGUAGAAAAGAAAAGAGUGACUAUAGAUUAGAGGCAUGGAAAUGUAUGUCAGCUGUAUUAGAAGAAUAUGAAAUUGAUAAAUUUCAAGAUAUGUGGGAUAUCAUGAUACCUGUUUUACAAAAGGUAAAUCUUAAUCAGUGUGACAAUAAAGAGAAAGAUGAUGAUGAAGCUAUAAGUAGUAAUUUAAAAGAAAGCAAUAGAGAAUGUAUAUAUUUAUGUUUAGGACAAUGUUGGCCAUAUACAUCCUCUGUACAAGAUGAUUAUAAGAAGAAGUUAUUAGAUUUACUACUAUCAUCAUUACCUCUCAGUACAUGGAAAGUACAAGUCUCAAUUUUAAAAUCUUUAAAUACAUAUAUUGAGAGAUUACAUGUAUUACAGAAAGAUAAGAUCAGAUCUACUGUCAGAUGA